AUGUGUAGUUUGUUACCCUUUUUGCUUAUUUUUGAUAUCCAAGAAAUAAUAAAAUUGCAAAAAUACUACAGAGAAAAAAUGAAUAAACUCAAAACACAACAGAAGGACAAGGUAAAGAAGUUUAUCUCCCUUACGCAAACUGGAGAGAGUACCGCGAUCUUCUGCCUUCAAAACAACGACUGGAAGCUCGAUCUUGCAAGUGACAAUUAUUUUUCAAAUCCCGAACUAUACUACAGAGAACUGGACGUAAAGAAGAUUGAACAACUUUUCGCAAAAUACCGUGAUGGUAGCGAUCAACAAAAAAUAACGUCGGAUGGCGUCGUGAAGUUUCUUGAUGACCUCCAGCUCUCACCUGAAUCACGCUUAGUCCUCAUUAUAGCAUGGAAGUUUCGUGCUCAAACACAAUGCGAGUUUUCACGCGAUGAGUUUAUCAAUGGAUUUUGUGAUUUAGGUGUAGAUAGUUUAGAUAAAUUGAAACAGAAGCUUCCCCAACUCGAGAUGGAUCUACAGGACAUUCACAAGUUCAAAGAUUUCUAUCAUUUUACUUUCAAUUACGCUAAAGACCCCGGCCAGAAAGGUCUCGAUCUUGAGAUGGCAAUUGCUUAUUGGAAUAUCGUUUUGAAAGACCGUUUUAAGUUUCUUGAUUUAUGGUGCAAGUUUCUCACGGAAAAUCAUAAAAGAUCCAUCCCGAAAGACACCUGGAACUUACUUCUUGAUUUUGCACAACACAUCGAUGAUAAAAUGUCUAAUUACGAUGCUGAGGGAGCGUGGCCCGUUCUAAUAGAUGACUUCGUUGAAUGGUGUCUGCAGCAACAACAGCAAGCCCUCACAAAUAUCACCCCUGUACAACAACAACAACAUUAUUAUCAGCAAAACAAAAGCAACAUGUAUGGAUAAUUAAUUUCUCGCAACUUAAAUGGAAAACGCGCGAAAUAAAACGUUUCCUUAAAAACUUAUCUUUUUCUUCGCUUUUUAUUGUUUAUAAAUUUUGUUAAAAAAAAGUGUUUGUGUGUACAUUAAUGUUGAUUAAAAAGAAAAACAAUAAUUAUUAAUGAAGGAAAAAAGAAGAAGUCGUCAUAAAAUGCGACAUAAUUUGUCGUUGGAAAUAAUUGAAGAAAAAUAAAGAAAAUUUCAUCUUUAAACAAACUAAUAAUUAAAA
Messenger RNA from Clunio marinus, 1159 nucleotides. The record is from the annotation of a GenBank genome assembly. NCBI's taxonomy places the organism in Eukaryota, Metazoa, Arthropoda, Insecta, Diptera, Chironomidae.